This is a messenger RNA of Saccostrea echinata, 3266 nucleotides long. Its product is annotated as sodium/calcium exchanger 3-like. The record is from RefSeq and is a predicted model, not a curated record. The transcript is spliced from 9 exons. Gene Ontology annotation, cellular component: sarcolemma; postsynapse; axon. Gene Ontology annotation, biological process: cell communication; sodium ion transmembrane transport; calcium ion import across plasma membrane. Gene Ontology annotation, molecular function: calcium:sodium antiporter activity. NCBI's taxonomy places the organism in Eukaryota, Metazoa, Mollusca, Bivalvia, Ostreida, Ostreidae. Bases 212 to 2938 code for a protein of 908 amino acids.
GACUGCGCUGGAUGCUGUGUCGUUUCCCACAAUGCCUUAUUUAGCGUAAUUGACGACUUGUAUGUGAUCUGCGGCGCUCGCUGCUGAUGGUGAAUUUACUAUGGUGCAUGGCAGAUGAUGAAACACUUUGGAUUCCUUUAAUUGCAAUGACAGGAUGUGCUUCUGGGAUUGAAUAAAGUCAUCAGCAUUGGUCGGUAAUUGUCCAGUAGCCAUGUCUAUAACAGAGAUGAAGGGGAGAAUGUCUCCCGUUAUUCCGGUUCUCUUAUUAACAGUCAUUCUUCUUCAACUACCACUUUCUUCAGCUUCUAACACGACAUCUACAUGUAUAGUGGACGUAAAACCAUGUAAAGGAGGACUUAUUUUUCCUUUAUGGGAACCGGUAUUAAAUCUAAGUAUAGGUGACAAGAUUGCACGAGGUGCUGUUUACUUCUUAGGAAUGGUCUACAUGUUUUUAGGAGUGUCCAUUGUGGCUGACCGAUUUAUGUCCUCCAUUGAAGUCAUCACUUCCAAAGAAAAGGAAGUCAUUGUGAGAAAGUCCGAUGGAACAACAACAACUGUUAACAUUAAGAUCUGGAAUGAAACAGUGUCUAAUCUGACACUGAUGGCUCUUGGUUCAUCAGCCCCUGAGAUUCUUCUGUCUGUAAUUGAAAUCUGUAUCAAUAACUUUAAGGCUGGUGAACUAGGUCCUAGCACCAUUGUAGGCAGUGCAGCUUUUAACCUUUUCAUUAUUACUGCCAUUUGUGUAUAUUGCAUACCAAAUGGAGAAUAUCGUACGAUAAAACAUUUACAUGUCUUCUUUCUCACAGCUACCUGGAGUAUAAUUGCAUACCUCUGGCUCUACUUUAUUUUGUCCGUAUCUUCAAGUGGUGAAGUUAAGAUUUGGGAGGCUGUGGUGACUUUGUUAUUUUUCCCUGCAACUGUCAUCACUGCAUACAUAGCUGACAGAAAGCUUUUCCCUUAUACGUUUUUGUCAAAAAAAUACAGAUCAAGUCGACACAAGGGCAUGGUAGUAACUACAGAAGGAGAUCAUGAAUUAGCAGACGGCAAAGCAAAUCAUCAUGAUGAAGUCAUUUUCAAAGGAAUUAGUGAAGAGAGUGAUAUAAAAGAAAUCAAAGAAUUUGAAGAACAUCGGAAAGAAUACAUGGAUAUUCUUCGUGAACUCAGAAAGAAAAAUCCCAAUGCAGACAUGAAAACUUUGGAGGAAAUGGCAGAGUAUGAGGCCAUCAAUCGCGGACCAAAGAGUCGAGCUUUCUACCGCAUUCAGGCCACACGUAAGCUGACAGGAGGAGGAAACGUAGUGAAAAAGAGUAAGAUUGAACGAAAGGCAAGUCUUGAGGAUGUGAAAAUAGAAGUGAAGGAUGAUAACACAACUCGGGUGUUCUUUGAUCCUGGGCACUACACGGUCAUGGAGAAUGUGGGUACAUUUUAUCUGACAGUAACCAGAGAAGGAGGAGACUUAAAUAAAACCCUGUAUGUGGAUUACAAAACAGAAGAUGGAACAGCAAAUGCUGGGUCUGAUUAUGAAAAUGCAGAAGGAACAAUUAUCUUUUAUCCUAUGGAAACCCACAAGCAAUUUCCAAUCACCAUUAUAGAUGAUGAUGUCUUUGAGGAGGAUGAGCAUUUCUAUGUUCGUCUUAGUAACUUGCGGACUGGAGACUCCCAAGGCAUGUUUGACAGUAACAACACAGAUGCAUGUGAAGUUAAGCUUGUCCCUCCUUUUGUGGCCACAGUAAUGAUCUUGGAUGAUGACCAUCCAGGAAUUUUCCACUUUGAGGAGAAAGAGUUAAAUGUACCAGAAGCUAUUGGUGAGGUCGAAAUUAAAGUGGUUCGGUCCUCUGGAGCUAGAGGGACUGUUAGAGUACCGUACCAUACAACUGAUGGAUCUGCUAAAAAGGGGAGGGACUUUGAAACAACAGAUACCGAAGUCAUCUUCCAUAAUGAUGAAACUGAAAAGACCAUUUUGCUAAAGAUUUAUGAUGAUGAAGAAUAUGAAAAGAAUGAGGCUUUCCAGAUUCAUUUGGAUGAACCAACUAUUGUUCGGAGAGGGUCAGAGAAUGAGGAUGACUUAGAACCAGAGAGAGUAGGGAGACGUGAGUCUGAGGCCCAGCAAGAAGAGGAGCACUUGUCAGAAUUGGCCAAACCACGUCUAGGCGAUAUCAAGACUCUCUGUGUACACAUCCAGGAAAGCUACGAGUUCAAGAAUGUGGUAGACAAAUUGUUAAAGAAGGCCAAUGUCUCUCUAGUUGUGGGUACCUCCUCCUGGAGGGAACAGUUCCUUGAGGCCAUUACUGUCAGUGCAGGUGAUGAGGAGGAUGAGGAAGAAGAGAAGCUUCCUUCCUGUAUGGACUAUGUCAUGCAUUUCCUGACACUCUUCUGGAAAGUUCUCUUUGCCUGUGUCCCCCCAACUGAUUACCUUGGUGGUUGGGCCUGCUUUACUGUCAGUAUCAUUAUGAUUGGUGUGCUGACAAUGUUUAUCCAGGACUUGGCUACAGAAUUUGGUUGUACUAUAGGACUGAAGGAUGCUGUUACUGCCAUCUCUGUCGUAGCUCUUGGUACAAGUGUACCAGAUACGUUUGCCAGUAAAGUAGCAGCUAUCAAUGACAGGUACGCUGACUCAUCCAUUGGGAAUGUCACAGGAAGUAAUGCCGUCAAUGUUUUCCUAGGUAUUGGCUUGGCAUGGACAAUUGCUGCAAUAUACCAUGCAGCAAAUGGCAAGCCUUUUGAAGUAGAUCCAGGUGCACUAGCAUUUUCGGUCACCAUUUUCUGUAUCGAAGCAGUUAUUUGCUGCACGAUUAUUGUGGUGCGUAGGAAAUUUGGAGGAGAACUGGGUGGUCCAACUAAGCUUCGGAUUCCAACAGUUAUUUUCUUUGUAUCAUUAUGGUUGUUUUACAUCAUAAUGUCAUCAAUGGUUAGCUAUUGUGUCAUUCCAUCAUUCUAAUCAGACUGUAGUAAUUAAGAUAAUUGAGCACUCUCUACUGCUCCAUACCAGCUAUUUAGUUAUGCAGGACAGGCGGGGACAUGGGGGAUUUUGUUGCAGAUAAAAAUGCUCAAAGUUUUCUUGUUGUCUAUGCAAUCUUUUGUUAUUAUCCAAAGAUUAUGUGACCAGCAUUGAAAUGGAAAUACUAGAACUGAUGCUUACUGCAACCCCAAAACCCUGACUGAGAGAACCAUAUUGUCUUAAAAGAAUUGAACUUUUCAGGAUGGAUUUGGUUGUAAAGGGUGGUUUUUCCUUACCUAAUGUAAAGGAUACCUGUAAAUUUUUUUUU